UUAAUUUACUCUAUCAGUCUCUGAGUUUUAUUUGGUCUAUUUAGACCAUUUACAUUUACUUUUAUUAUUGAUAUGUUAGGGCUUAAGUUUGCCAUUUUUCUUUUUGUUUUCUCUGGUUUUCUUUUUUCUGCAUUCUUGUGGGUUGCUUCAACAUAUUUUAGAAUUCCAUUUUGAUUUAUUUAUAGUGUUUUUGAGUGUCUCUUUGUGUAGCUUCUUUAGUAAUUGUUCUAGGUAUUAAAAAUAUACGUAUAGGACUUCCAUUCGUGUGUGAGGCAAGCGGAGCCGGAGUCGAAAACCAGAGGCCGAACUCGGGAUCUGACAAUAUGGCCGGGCUGCCCCACAGGAUUAUCAAGGAAACCCAGCGUUUGCUGGCAGAACCAGUUCCUGGCAUUAAAGCAGAACCAGAUGAGAGCAACGCCCGUUAUUUUCAUGUGGUCAUUGCUGGUCCCCAGGAUUCCCCCUUUGAGGGAGGGACUUUUAAGCUUGAACUAUUCCUACCAGAAGAAUACCCGAUGGCAGCCCCUAAAGUACGUUUCAUGACCAAAAUUUAUCAUCCUAAUGUAGACAAGUUGGGAAGAAUAUGUUUAGAUAUUUUGAAAGAUAAGUGGUCCCCAGCACUGCAGAUCCACACAGUUCUGCUAUCAAUUCAGGCUUUGUUAAGUGCUCCCAAUCCAGAUGAUCCAUUAGCAAAUGAUGUAGCGGAGCAGUGGAAGACCAACGAAGCCCAAGCCAUAGAAACAGCUAGAGCAUGGACUAGACUAUAUGCCAUGAAUAAUAUUUAAAAUCAGUCUGAUCAUCAAGUGUGCAUCACUUCUCCUGUUCUGCCAAGACUUCUUCCUUUUUUGUUUGCAUUUAAUAGACACAGUCUUAGAAACAUUACAGAA
Mirounga angustirostris (Northern elephant seal) is the source of this 884-nucleotide messenger RNA. RefSeq names its product ubiquitin-conjugating enzyme E2 N-like. Gene Ontology annotation, cellular component: nucleus. The transcript has a single exon. Gene Ontology annotation, molecular function: ubiquitin conjugating enzyme activity. Lineage: Eukaryota; Metazoa; Chordata; Mammalia; Carnivora; Phocidae. Bases 324 to 782 code for a protein of 152 amino acids. Gene Ontology annotation, biological process: protein K63-linked ubiquitination; DNA damage tolerance. The record is from RefSeq and is a predicted model, not a curated record.